Biomphalaria glabrata is the source of this 4466-nucleotide messenger RNA. RefSeq names its product tetratricopeptide repeat protein 39C-like. Lineage: Eukaryota; Metazoa; Mollusca; Gastropoda; Planorbidae. Gene Ontology annotation, molecular function: protein binding. Bases 181 to 1992 code for a protein of 603 amino acids. Gene Ontology annotation, biological process: cilium assembly. The record is from RefSeq and is a predicted model, not a curated record. The transcript is spliced from 14 exons.
UAAUAAAUGCUACCAUAGCAUCAUGGCUGCAGCUGUAGCUAAAGACUAUGAUACACCCACUAGAUCUAAAUGAAUGUCUUAGUCCGUAUCUUUAUGGUUUCGACAUUCCAUUUAUCUCGUAAAUUCUGAUAAAUUGUGCUUUGUCUUUCAUUCUUUUAAUUUAACAUCUCAAUAAAUCGAAUGACAGACAGUCAGACUAAUCAAAUGGAAGAUUUAAAUGGAGCUGCUGGAGAUGCUGACGAUUCGUUUGACGAUAUCGCAAUGGCAUCAACUGGAAUUAACAUGCUGUUGAACAAUGGUUUCGAUGAAGCUUUUGCUCUUUUCGAUAAAUACAAAAAUGAAAGUCCUUUGAUGCAUUCAGGGUACAGUUUUGUCUUCUUCAUGCAAGCCUUGAUGUCUUUCGAGGAGGAAAAGCUGGCAGAGGCUCAAAAAGUCUUACAAGAAACAGAAAAAAAAUGUUCCUCCAACUCAGGUCUUGUCAAGUCUUUCAGAAAGAAAUUUUCCAAGAAAAAGAAGUCAGAGAGCAGUCUAACUCUAGAAGAGAGAAUAACCAAUCAAGUUAUUGUUGCCGACUGUAUCCUAUACCAAGCAGUUUUAGUUUUCACCAAUCAAGACAUUCCAAGUUAUGUCAAAGGAGGAUGGCUGUUGCGGAAGGCUUGGAAGAUUUAUGAAAAACUUCACAAAGAAAUGGAGCAGUUGACAGAGACCAUUGCACAGAACAAAAUUAACAGACUUCCGACAUCUUUCUCAUCCUCUGUUGACCCAGUGAGAAGAACUAGCCAGGACGCUUCUGGUCCCACCCAUGGUGACGUCAAUGGCUCUGUCACAGAGGAUGAUGUAGAUGGUGAACUCUCUCCAGAUGUUCUUUCCAGGUUGCUAGGGGCAGUUAACUUUGGCUACGGAACAUUUCAACUUUGCAUUUCAAUGGUGCCUCCAAAAAUUUUGAAAUUAAUCGAGUUUCUAGGAUUUGAGGGAGAUCGAGAAGUUGGCUUGAACUGUCUUGAGUUUACCAGUCACAGUAAAGACAUGAAGGCCCCACUGGCAACUCUAGCUUUAUUAUGGUACCACACUGUCCUCAGACCAUUUUUUGCACUAGAUGGAGCAAACCAGACUCAAGCUGGCACUAAAGAAGCUGAAGCAAUCAUAAAGGAAAAAGAAAAAGAGUUUACAAACUCUUCUCUUUUUAUGUUUUUUCAGGGGAGGAUACACAGACUGGAGAAAAAGAACGACCUUUCUUUGAAACUGUACAAAAGAGCUCUGGUAGAGGCCAGAGGUCAAAGAGAAGUUGAACUGAUGUGCCUUUAUGAAAUCAGUUGGUGCCAUAUUUUGAAGCUGGAAUGGAAAGAAGCUCAGGAAGGUUUUAUUCGUCUACAGAAAGAAUCCAAAUGGUCUCAGGCAUAUUAUACUUACCUUGUGGCAGUGUGUAUAGGUUCUCAGGGAGAGUUAGAUGCAGCACAUGACAUUUUUCACAAGGUUCCAGGGCUUAUAAAAAGAAAAAAUAACCAAAUUGAGGCUUUCGUAGCCCACAGGGCUGAGAAGUUUAAAAAACAAAAGCCAACUGUGGAACACUGUCGACUUUUGACUUUGGAGAUGAUUUUUUUGUGGCAUGCUUUACCAACCUGUACACCUGAGGAAAUCUCUCCUUUACUAAAAGUUUGUGAUAUGCAGAUAGACCAUAACCUGAUGCCUCUGAAAUGUCUAUUGGAAGGGUCACUGUACAAAGAACUGGGCUCUGAUGAAAUGGCAAUUAACUGUUUGAAAGAAGCCAUUGCACGUCACCAAGGUAAAAAGGAAGAUGUCUACAUCCCGGCCUUCACAAACUUUGAGCUUGCUUGUAUAUACAUGAAAAAACCAGAGACCUACCACUUGGCCAAACAACACCUCCAGGCAGUCAAGGAUAACUACAAAGACUAUGACUUUGAAAACAGACUUAGUGUCAGAGUGAACAACGCACUUAGGAGAUUAAAGUCUCAGUCAGCCACUGCCGUGUAAACUCUUCUUGCCCAGUACAAGUUCCCAAACACAUCUCCAUCAUCUGAACAUAACUGCAAGAUCUCUGCAGUUUCAACUUGGUUUAGUUGGGGUAACUUUUAAAAUGUUUAAAUUUAUGCUUUUAUAUGUGAAAUGAAUAUAAACGAAGCAAAAUUUUGUUAUUGUUUCAUGAUUUCACCAAUCUCUGUGCUAAUGAACUAUAAUUUGUCAACAUGACACAAUGAGGGAAAGUAUUUUGAUUCUUUUUAUGUUUUUUUUACAGAUGGGAAUUUAAAAAGUUGUUAGAUAAUGUUACUAUUAAUAAAACAAAUCCAAUAUUCAAGUGCUUUAUAUUUAGAGCUCAAUAAAUCUUAAAAGUUGUUUUGCUUGUUGAUUGACAAUGUGUGCACACGUUCUCUGUAUAUAAAUCUAGAUUUAUUUAUUUGUAUGAUUCAAAGAAUCUAGUUAAUGACACUGUAAGCCUUUAGACAACUUAAAUUGCUUACUGGCGGAAAUUGUGUAGGUUUCUUCUUGGUUACCAUCACGUGACUAAAUAUAUGGGUAAUAGAGCUUUAAUGUUUCUUUAUCUGUCUAUGCCUAGAGUUAGACUGUUUUAUAGUUGGAUUAUAGCCUUAAUAGUCUAACAACUGAUGUUGCUUUUCUUUUGAAUGAGUCAAGUACAGUUUGCUCUGUCUUUUCUCUUCUAGCACAGCUAUUUUCAGACAUUUUCUAGCGUAUUCUCUAUUUUAAAAUAUUUUUUUGAGAAUGUUUAUUUACUGUGUCAUUGUGAAGAAUACUUAAUCUCUGAGGGUCAUUGUUAAGCUAGUACUUGGUAUGGAUAUAAAUUGAUAAGCAAGCUAUAAUACCUACAACAAUAAAAUAAAAUAGUUAAUGCGUGCUAAGUUACUUUUUCAUCUCCAAAAGUAAAGCAGUAUGUUUCAGUAUAACUUCUAUGGUGUAACAGUACGUAAAAUAUUUUUUUUCUGGUUUUAAGCCUCAUUUAAAUAAAAGAACUGCAGCAAUAAAAUGAAUUAAUAAAGUUUUGCAUGCAUAAGUGUGAAAGAAAGUCUAAAUCUUUGGUGAAAAUGUAAGCAACUUGUGUCAUGUUUUGUAAGUAACUUAAGAGAAAUGUCAUUUAAUAAGUAGCUUUUCAGAAAAACAUUUCACAGUGAAUUGGAAUGGGCAUUAAAUUGGGAAAAAAUCAUGAUUAUCUUUAUUAUUAAAUAUUUUGUUGUAUUUAUAAAAUCCACAGCAGACUGUAUUUGUUUCACAAUACAUACUUUUAGCUAGUAAUAAGCUUUUUGCACUGACCUAUAUCUUACUUACAAUUACAGACCUAAAAUCAUUUUCAGAAAUGUGCUUUCAUUGAUUUAGUACAUUUAGUCUCUGCAAAGGAAAUCAUUGAUUCAAGUUGAUAUAUAUAUAUAUAGCUCUAUAUGAAUGACCAUAAUGUACUUUAGAAAAAAACAUUUUAUGAGGUGUUUUAAAUAGUAUUUUCAAAAUAAUAUAAAACUAUAUAUUCCCAUUUUGUUAUUAAAAACUAAUGAAAAUAGUAUACUAAUUCAUCAGUUUGGAUAGAAUGAAAUCAAAACGAUUUUUUAUUUUUGAUGUUUUUAGUUCUGACAAAGUUGAAAAAGAUCUUCAACUAAAUUAAUUCAACCCUUUUGUUAUUUGUGUUGCCAUAAGUUGAUAUAUUUUGUUUAAAAUAAUUGUUAUAACAUAAAAUGUGCAUCUAUUUAUACAUGUCUAUUUGUUUUUAUAUACAGUUAGUAAAUAUUUUUCUUACCAUGCUAAUAUAUUGUCAAUGCUAGUACAUUGUCAAUUAUCGUUGAAAGCUGGAAUAUUCACAUAUCAUUUGACAUUUCCAUCAAGUUUUGAUUGAAUCCUUUUUUUUUUCUUUUUUUCAACUGUGUGAAAGAGUUAACUCUUAAACUAAUAAUUUGUUUGAUGGCUGUAAUUAUAUAACAUGUAAAAUAAAAAUAGCAUUUAGGUGAUGAUUGGCUGUACUUAAAAGCAAUAGUCUUAAUGUAUUGGCAAGUCUGUUUUGGUGGCUACGUUAGACUAAAUUAAUUUUUAUAUCAUGAUGUAAAAUACCCCCAAGGGAAAUAGCAUUUCCACUAAUCCCUAAUAGGGAAAGAACACAGAUUAACCACUUAGAAAUUACUAUCAAAGGAUAUGUGAAAACAAUUGAGAAAUGCAUAACGAAUCUGUCAAUUCAGAUCCCAGUAUAUUUUUUAAAAAAAUCAUUAAAGAGACCUCAAUAUUUUAAGUUCUACUCUUCCGGUAUAGAACAGACUGAUUUUUGUUUGCAAUUAUGUUGACAGGCAAUAAAAAUUUUGUGAUCAUGUGCACAUCCUUGAAUGAGCUCAACUAAUUUAUUAUUAAGUGAAAACUGAUUUUUGUCAAGUCACUGAAUGGACAUUUUAUACUCUUCUUUAUAUCAUCUUUUUUAACAUGGCUGUAAGCAAUUUAUACAAUAAACUGUAACACUUACA